AUGGAACAGCUACUUUGCAAUCGAGCCAAUGAAUUCGGCGACCAUCUGGCUAUUAUCGAUGGAGAGCAUAGUUUCACUUAUCAUGAACUUCUGGUCAAAGCGAGCAUUUUGGCUUUGAACCUCCUCGACAAAGAUUUGAACAUCGAAGAGCCCGUCGGUAUUAUCGCUGGCCCAGGCUGGCACCAAGUCGUUGCCCAAAUCGCGGUGCUGAGAGCAGGUGGAACUUCUACACCUAUUGAUCCAUCUGUCCCUGAUGCUCAACUACAUUCUAUGCUCUCAGAGCUGGGCGUUCGAUAUGUCAUGACUACAAACAACACAUCGGCAAAAGUGUCCCAAUUUGAGGUUGUUUCUAUCGAUGCAGUCCUGGAUACCAAAGAUCUAGACGAUGAAGACGGCGAGAUACAGCCACUUUCUGGACAGCCAGAAGGCCACAGAAGUCAUAUUCUCCAUACCUCAGGAUCAACUGGAAAGCCCAAGGCUGUUCAAAUCUCUUCGAAGGCGGUGCUCCACCUCACCGACUCCCUCCCGAUGAAAUUUGGUCCAGGAGAUAGAAUUGGAGAGCUCAACAACCCAGGUUUUGAUCUUUCUUUCUUUGAAAUUUGGGUCGCCUUGCUCUCGGGCUCUACGGUGGUCCACAUUCCAAAUUCGACCAUCAAAGAUCCAGUUUCCUUUGCAGAGUUUUUGAAAGACAAGAGCAUCACUGCAGUCAUACUGCCCUAUGCCCUCCUUAAUGUGGUUUCCACAAACACCCCUUCCGCUUUCCAACAUCUUCGGCAUGUUAUAAGUGCUGGCGAGUCACCUAGUUUUCAGACAAUGCAAAGUAUCCUCAGCAGUGAUGGCCCUCCUGAAAAUCUGUGGAAUGGCUAUGGUCCGACAGAAACCACGUGUCUUUCAACAUUGCAGAGAGUAACUCUUCAAGAGGCGGAAUCCGAAUCUAUCAGUGCCGGACUCCCAAUUGGAGAUACCGUGGUGCACCUCUUGGAUAAAGAUCAGAAGCUUGUUGUCGAAAAUGAAGCUCCUGGUGAGAUAUGUAUUGGAGGACCAGGGUUAUCCGCCGGAUACCUGAAUCGCCCAGAGGCAAAUGAAGAGAAAUUUAUCGAGGUCAAACUUGCAAAUCCCGAGGAUAACAGUCAAACGAAAACUGUACGACUUUAUCGGACUGGUGAUAUCGCGAUGUGGAAAGGCGAACCAAAAAGCUUGCACUACAUUGGACGUGAAGAUCUCCAGAUCAAACGGCAGGGUUUCCGUGUUGAGCUAGAAGAAGUUGAGCGGACGAUUACAUCAAAUGAGGCCGUUGAAGCAGCGGCCUGCGUAUAUGAGAAAGCCGAUGAUACUCUUGCGUCAGACCGUCUUACGGCUUUUGUUGUUCUCGCAAAUGACGCUUCGGCGGACCCCGAUUCAAUCACCAAAUGGACGCAAAGCCACCAUCCUCAUUACAUGGUCCCUGAUCAAAUCAAAAUUGUCUCUGAGAUUCCGUUGAAUUCCCGGGGCAAAUUCGAUCGUGGCGCGUUGAAAGAGAUGGUCAAAUCCUCGGACUCUUCUGGGUCUCAUGUGACUGAGGACAACGAUAACCCACUCAGUAUGGUUACGAGCUUGUUGGAAGAAAUCCUAUCAAACUCUGAAAUCCGGCCCGAUGACAACAUCCUUGCUCUCGGUCUGUCGUCUUUGCAGCUUGCACGAUUUCUAGGUUCGAUUAAGCAAAAAUUCGGAACUUCACUGUCGAUGAAAGAUCUAUAUAGCAAGCCAACAGUGGAGGCUGUUGCUGAACGCCUUCAUCAAACCAAUGAGAUAAGUUAUGGACCGUCUGAGAUCUUACAACUUGAAGCCGACAGCCAUCUGGCCGAUGACAUUCAAUUGAUUCCCGAAUGGCCGUCUGAGGGCCGUCUAUUCCUCACAGGGGCUACCGGUUUCGUCGGAGUCAAUCUUCUUUAUCGAUUCCUCGCCAUGCCAUCCAUGAAAGAAAUAGCAUGCCUCACUCGAGGUACUGAAGAAGUUUCGCCCUUAGACCGGAUUAAGAACACGUUCAAAAAAUACGACAUGUGGAACGAAGACGUUUCCAAGAACUUGGACAAGAUAAUAAUUCUGGACGGGGAUAUGACGAAGGAUCGCCUCGGUCUUUCAGAAAGCGACUACCAAUGGCUCAUUGGCUGGGCACCCGCCGUCUUCCAUUCAGCUGCGAAGAUAAACUGGUGCGAUACAUAUAGCGGACACUACGCGCAGAACAUUAUAGGCACCAGGAACAUUCUACGGGUUGCAGCAGAAGGGCGCAGAAAGACGCUCCACUACAUCUCCACCAUCGAUGUCUGGGCAGUCACUGGUCUGAUCCUCGGAACAGAUGUUGUGACCGAAGACGGUCCUCUCAAGACCCAUCUUGCCUCCCUGCCAUUCGAUACCGGCUAUGCGCAAAGCCAGUGGGUGGCCGAUGAAAUGGUGCAGAGGGUACGGGACAAAGGUCUCCCGGUUGUGAUCUACCGUCCUGGAUUUGUCGUCGGGGACAGCAAAACAGGCGCUGGAAAUCCGGACGACUUCUUCAGCCGGAUGAUCAUAGGAUGCAUCCAAUUCGGGUAUUAUCCGCAGCUGGAGUUCCAGAAUCAGGGAUAUGUCACUGUGGAGUACGUGUGCGAUGCCAUUGUGCACAUCGCUUCGAGUAACUACAAUAUUGGACGUGCCUUUACGCUGAGUGUACCGGAUAAAGAUCUGAUUACCACUAUGGAAGAUUUGUGCGUGAUGAUCAACCAAGCUGGAUUCCCAGUUGAGCAAAUCGCGUACCAAGAUUGGUUGGAUAAAUUGCAAGCUUGGAACUCGCUCGAAUCAAGCCCUUUGCUUUCUCUGAUGCCCUUGCUUGCGGAACCUGUUCUACGAGGCGCUACGCGUCUUCAGACAAGCAAAUAUACACCAGUUUAUGACUGCACGAAUACUUUGAAGGCGAUUUCUGGUCGUGGCGAUAUUUCUCAUGUCCCGCUCUCACCUGAGCUCAUCAGAAAGUUCAUCGAUUUCUGGAUAGGCAAAGGUAUGCACAGUCUUUGA
Penicillium soppii is the source of this 3027-nucleotide messenger RNA. Its product is annotated as non-ribosomal peptide synthetase. The record is from RefSeq and is a predicted model, not a curated record. NCBI's taxonomy places the organism in Eukaryota, Fungi, Ascomycota, Eurotiomycetes, Eurotiales, Aspergillaceae. The transcript has a single exon. The coding region runs from base 1 to 3027 and encodes 1008 amino acids.